GAGAAAGGCAGAGCGAGUGAAGCUCGCACUUCACACCGAGCCGAAUAGCCUGCAGCCCGCAGCCGUGCUCUUAGCUUCUCCUGGGCGGCUUCGUUUGGGAUCCUAAAACCUGCUUCUAAUCACCAUGCAAGGUAACUUCUUCAAAUGAUGUCUAAUCUGCUACAUUCAAUACGGUUCAGAUGGCGAUUAUAGAAGAUUCCAAGUAACCAGCCUAAGCACUGUUAAUUUUUCCAAGCCGUGCAACUUAUCGACUUGUCCUCUUUGGAGUAACAGUAUUGUUUAGAAUACCCAACAUCACACUAACAAGCAUUGAAGUGUGGUAGAAUUUCACAUUGAAAAAUAACUGAAGACCGCACAGGUCCUUAAUAAAUGGUCUAGUAGGUCUGGUGACUCUUUUUAUUGAAGCUGACUUUGAAUAUUGUCUACUCUGUUAGUUAUCAUCUAGGACAUCAGAACAUAUACGCCGGGAGGUCCACAUGUCAGAAGUGUUCCCUUUUAUUUAAAAGAAACCUGAGUGUUGAUUGUUAUCCCUAACCACUCCAAGAAGCAAAUCCCACCCAAAGCUACUGUAGAGAAAGAGACUAAUCAGACAUUAACCAAGUCAUUAAACGUCAGCGGCCCUAUGGAAGGACAGUUUUUUGCAGUGAUGUUUGCCUUUUUCUUGGCAAUAAGAGGAACAUUAUCUCAAAAUGAUACAGACCCCAUUGUACUGGAGGGCAAAUGUCUGGUGGUCUGUGAUUCAACUCCCGCCACUGAGCCAGCUGGAACUGCCCUCGGAAUGUCUGUACGAUCCGGGACUGGCAAAGUGGCCUUUUCGGCUAUUCGAAACACCAACCAUGAACCUUCAGAGAUGAGCAACCGGACCAUGACCAUCUACUUUGACCAGAUCCUGGUUAACGUUGGAAACCAUUUUGACCCUGCCAGGAGCAUGUUCAUCGCCCCCCGCAAAGGAAUCUACAGUUUCAAUUUCCAUGUGGUCAAGGUGUACAACAGACAGACCAUUCAGGUGAGCCUGGUGCUUAAUGGUUGGCCCGUGAUCUCAGCCUUUGCCGGGGAUCAGGAUGUGACAAGAGAGGCUGCAACAAACGCAGGGCUGAUCAUGAUGGAGAAGGGAGACAAGGCUUAUCUCAAGCUAGAAAGAGGCAACCUCAUGGGAGGAUGGAAGUUUUCCACAUUCUCGGGUUUCCUUGUCUUCCCUCUUUAAAGAAUCCAGAAGAGUACACCUCUAGUCUGAAAGCUGACCACAGUGCCAUGUUGCAACCCUUAAAAAAGAAAGAAAGAACAGAUGUCCAUUAUAAGACAGCUACUCUCUCUGCAAAAGGAGAGCAAUUCUUAUUUAUUUUAAAGGCAGUAUUGUAUGUGUUACAAGCUUCAUGUCAAAGUAUGGAAGGCUCUCGUCGCUUACCCCAAAAUAUGGCAGUGAGUUAUCUCUUCUCAAGCUAAAGAAAGUUUUAACUUGAGGGCUGAAUGUUCCAGUAUUUAACAUGCCCACUAGCAGACCAUUCUUCAGUGGAGUCUUCUUGCCUUUUUUUUCUUUUUUCUCUAAAUGAAGCUCAUGUCCAUAAGUUUUGCUUGUAACUCACCAGUCCUGAAUUAUCAACCCAGGUGUAUGGACAGUUGACUCCUUUUAUUAGGCAAAAAAUAUCUUUAUGAUCAUUUAUCUUAAAUUAUUUCCCUGCAUUUUUUUUAUUGUGCCUUAAUGUACCCAUGCAUUUGACACACCAUUGGAAGAAGUAAAGGGAGACAAGACUGAGCACAAAUAUGGAAAGAUUUCAAAGUAAAUAUUAAAUUAAUCAAAUUUUCAUCAACAGAGUAAGUUAGAUCUAUCUAUCUAUCUAUCUAUCUAUCUAU
Messenger RNA from Polypterus senegalus (gray bichir), 1851 nucleotides. RefSeq names its product cerebellin-1-like. Gene Ontology annotation, cellular component: synaptic cleft; glutamatergic synapse. The record is from RefSeq and is a predicted model, not a curated record. Lineage: Eukaryota; Metazoa; Chordata; Cladistia; Polypteriformes; Polypteridae. Gene Ontology annotation, molecular function: protein binding. Bases 623 to 1204 code for a protein of 193 amino acids. The transcript is spliced from 4 exons.